Phragmites australis (common reed) is the source of this 1047-nucleotide messenger RNA. RefSeq names its product ervatamin-C-like. The transcript has 2 exons. Lineage: Eukaryota; Viridiplantae; Streptophyta; Magnoliopsida; Poales; Poaceae. The record is from RefSeq and is a predicted model, not a curated record. Gene Ontology annotation, cellular component: lysosome. The coding region runs from base 1 to 1047 and encodes 348 amino acids. Gene Ontology annotation, molecular function: cysteine-type endopeptidase activity.
AUGGCUCUCUCCAUCGGAGCCACGUCGGUGCUCGCACUAAUCCUGUUCACGUGUGGUCUCGUGUUCGCUGCCUCUCCAGCGGAAGCGGCGGGCGACAGCGUGGACGCCGGCGACAAGCUGAUGAUGGACCGGUUCCUCCGGUGGCAGGCCGCCUACAACCGUUCCUACCCGACCGCAGAGGAGAAGCAGCAGCGGUUCGAGGUGUACCGCCGGAACAUUGAGUACAUCGAGGCCACCAACCGGGCGGGCAACCUGACGUACCAGCUCGGCGAGAACCAGUUCACCGACCUCACGGAGGAGGAGUUCCUGGAUAUGUACGCCAUGAAGGGGAUGACGGGGCGCGUCCAUGGCGGCGCCAGGGCCAACGCCUCGCUAUCCGAGGGCGUCGCCGUGGACGCUCCGACCAGCGUCGACUGGAGGUCCAAUGGCGCCGUGACGCCGAUUAAGAACCAGGGCCCAUCGUGUUCUAGCUGCUGGGCAUUUGUGACGGCCGCGACGAUAGAGAGCAUCACCAAGAUCAAAACAGGAAAGCUCGUUUCCCUGUCGGAGCAGGAGCUCAUCGACUGCGACCCCUACGACGGUGGCUGCAACCUCGGCUAUUUCGUCAACGGCUACAGGUGGGUCAUCCAGAACGGUGGCCUCACCACCGAGGCGAACUACCCGUACCAGGCGCGCCGGAACUACUGCAGCCGCUCCAAGGCCGCCAACCACGCCGCCAAGAUCUCCGACUACGUGCAGGUGCCGGCCGGCGAGGCCGAGUUGCAGCGCGCCGUGGCGCAGCAGCCCGUGGCCGCGGCCAUCGAGAUGGGCGGCAGCCUGCAGUUCUACAGCGGCGGCGUCUUCUCGGGGCAGUGCGGGACGCGGAUGAACCACGCCAUCACUGUCGUCGGGUACGGUGCGGACGCCUCCACAGGGCUCAAGUAUUGGAUCGUCAAGAACUCGUGGGGCCAGAGCUGGGGCGAGCGCGGCUACCUGCGGAUGCGCCGCGACGUCGGCCGCGGCGGCAUGUGCGGCAUCGCUCUCGACCUUGCAUACCCGGUCGUGUGA